AUGGCAGACAGAGAUUGGGGAAACCAAACGGCCAUCACAGAAUUCAUCCUCCUGGGAUUCGGGGAUCUCCCUGAGCUGCAAAUUCUUCUCUUCCUGCUGUUUCUAGUGAUUUACAUGGCAACUGUGGCCGGAAACACCCUCAUGGUUGUGCUAGUUGUGGCUGAUCAGCACCUUCACACCCCCAUGUACUUCUUCCUGGGGAACCUGUCCUGCUUGGAGAUCUGCUACACCUCCACCAUCCUCCCCAGGAUACUGGCCAGUCUCCUGACUGGGGACAAAACUAUUUCAGUCAGUGGCUGCAUCACACAACUGUACUUCUUUGGUGGUCUGGUAGGUACGGAAUGCUAUCUGCUAGCAGUGAUGUCUUAUGAUCGGUAUUUAGCGAUAUGUAAACCCCUGCACUAUUCAGCUCUGAUGAAUGCCAGGUUUUGCCUCCAGUUGGCUGCUGGGUCAUGGUUCAAUGCUUGUUUGGCUAUUACCAUCAUUAUAUUACUCAUGUCACAGUUCAUAUUCUGUGGCCCGAAUGAAAUUGACCAUUUGUAUUGUGAUCCCAUCCCACUGAUUAAACUUUCCUGUGGGGACACGCUCCUGAUCAUGUUGUUGAAUUUCAUCCUAGCCUGUGUAUUCACCCUGCCUCCGUUCCUGUUAACCCUGACAUCCUACGUGUGCAUCAUCACCACCAUCCUGAGAAUCCCUUCCACCACUGGGAGGCACAAAGCCUUUUCCACCUGCUCCUCCCACCUCAUUGUGGUAACAAUUUUCUAUGGAACCCUAAUGAGUGUCUCCAUGUUACCAACACUCAAUACACUGAGAGUGCUAAAGAAAGUGCUCUCUCUUUGCUACACGGUCCUGACCCCCCUGGUGAACCCCCUCAUCUACAGCCUGAGAAAUAGAGAG
Messenger RNA from Terrapene triunguis (Three-toed box turtle), 897 nucleotides. Its product is annotated as olfactory receptor 6N1-like. Gene Ontology annotation, molecular function: G protein-coupled receptor activity; olfactory receptor activity. The transcript has a single exon. Gene Ontology annotation, cellular component: membrane. The annotation marks the transcript as partial. The record is from RefSeq and is a predicted model, not a curated record. Lineage: Eukaryota; Metazoa; Chordata; Testudines; Emydidae. Gene Ontology annotation, biological process: G protein-coupled receptor signaling pathway.